Messenger RNA from Vitis vinifera (wine grape), 1540 nucleotides. RefSeq lists its product as uncharacterized. Bases 260 to 1447 code for a protein of 395 amino acids. NCBI's taxonomy places the organism in Eukaryota, Viridiplantae, Streptophyta, Magnoliopsida, Vitales, Vitaceae. The record is from RefSeq and is a predicted model, not a curated record. The transcript has 2 exons.
AGUUGUCCUACACCAACUUCAUAACCGAUGAGUACUACUGGCUCCAUGUGGCUGUUGUGUAUUGGCAAGGCCUGUCUUCUUAUCCAUAACAAAUCGCAGAGCGAUCAUUUAUGCCCAUAAAUAAUCAAAAGGCCAGUCUCUCACCGACGGUAGGUUUUACUUUUCAUGGGUGGGAAUGAUUUAAUAAAGGCGCUCUAUAAGGACAGAGUCGGAUGAUACACCAUGUCAACAACGAGGGCCGUGCUUGAAAGAAAAGAAAAUGUAUGUGACAAGGCCUCUUUCUCUGUACAGAAAGUCUCCGGAUGCUCUCUCCUUGCCUCCCCCUGAAGGCCCAAAUUCUGGUUAUCUCGUUCUCCAGGAUGAAGAGUCUGAAACCACUUCUUGUUUCGGGUUGUGCAAGGAACGUGACAUCAGGGAUCUGCCUUUCCCUCAAGACAAGAACCUAACAGUUCGCUAUAGUACUGUGGUUGCUGGAGAUAUUAGUCUUCGCAGACACACUAACUUUUACGAGGUCUUCUUCAUUCCAGUUCUGAAUCAGCCGCUGUCUCUCAAUCGAUACUAUGCUAUAAAGCCACAUGGAAGGCAUAAAGGGGAAGCGUACGCAAGUUCAAGGGCAGAGGACAUGGGCACUUGCUGUUUCUGCGACGUCGUUGAUGAUGUAAAGCCAAGACCACUGGAUCCCCAAGACAUAUACCACCAGUUUGAGGUCUCUCUCGUUGAAGGAACUUGCACUCCCAAGGGCUCUUUCAUAGCCAAAUCUAUUGCUCCAGAUGGGCUUCCUCCAUACUUCUUGAGGAGAAGAGGUUGGAAGCUUUCUACCUCCACUCCCCCCAAUUUCAAGUUGGGUGAAGCUGCAGGGCUUGACCCCUCCCUCAGGGCUCGCCUCCCAGACUUCAACUUCCCAUUACACUCUAAGAGCUCUGAACCGGUUGUUGUGGGAAAAUGGUACUGUCCUUUCAUGUUUGUCAAAGAAGGAGAAUUGAAAGAUCGGGUAAGGAGAUCUGUGUAUUAUGAGAUGACACUUGAGCAGAAAUGGGAACAGAUCUUUGCGUGUGAGAAUAAUUAUAAUGAAGGGAACAACACUGUGGCUGUGGAUGUUGUUGUUCAAGGAGAAGUGGUUGCAAUACCUCAAGGGGAAGCCGUGCAGGACGAGAGAAAUGAGGAUGAUGGGGUGAGGUGGUUCAGGAGUAGUUCAGGAGCAGGUGUAGGGCUGAGAUUGGAAAUUAUUGAGAGAAUGAAAUGGGAGCAAGUGAGGGCUGGCUGGGACGGAGAGAAGAGAAAGGAAGCGAGAGUGGAGAGAGCAGAGGAGUAUGGGGGCUCAGGUGGGUGGAGAAAAUUUGGUUGCUACGCGUUGGUUGAGACUUUUGUAUUGAAUAGGAUGGAUGGGAGCUUGGUAUUGAGCUGUGGAUUCAAGCACACUCAUCAGAUUAAAAGCAGAUGGGAAUGAGAGUGUCUACUAUUCAUUUGUAACACUCAAUAACUACAGCUUCCCCUCAUCCCCUGUUCCUUCGUAUGUAUGAUAUGCAGUUCCUUGCAAAAA